ACCCGCCACCCUUCUCAACAAGGCGCCACCUCCGCCGCGCCACCUCCUCAGUCGCCGACCCCUCCACCUCCGGCCCGAUCCAGCCCGCCGUGCAGCCCGAACCCUCCGCCGCGCAGCCAGCCCAGCCGGCCGACCCGCCGCCGACGUCCGCUUGCCGACCCCUCUGCCUCCGUGCCCGACCCCUCCGCCUCCGCGCUGACCCAGCCCGCCGCGCAGCCCGACUCCUCCGCCGUGCAGCCAGCCCAGCCCGCCGACCCGCGUUUUUGUAUUAACUAAACGCGUUUUUGUUUCUUGUUUUAAGCUUUCAUGAUUUUUCAGAUUUAUCAACUAAACAGGUUUGUGUUUUCUGUUUUUUUCCUGUUGUGGUUGUACAUCUAUCUACACAACACUACUGCAACCACAACAACAAAAUGAUACUGCAACCACAACAACAACAAAAUGAUACUAAACGGCCCCUAUUGAUGGAUGCAUAACCCAUUCUCGAGCGCGAAUCCCCCUUCUCGUCCUCUUGCGUGCGAUCCCAAUUACUUCCCGUUCCUACUGCCGGAAUCUUCCCAUCUUCCGCUCCGGUAACAGUCACAGAUUGCCGUCUCCGAGAUCACGGCGAUGGCAAGCUUUAUAAGGACUCUCACUGGCGCCCGACGCGUCCUCAACGCCACGGCGGCGAUUAAUAGUAGCUCGAUUUCACCGCUUCUCUCCUCCCCAAUCCGUGCCGGGUCUGCUUCCCUACUUCAAUCGCGAGAAUACAGUUGCUGUUUUUCCCGUUACUCGAGUUUGAGCAACGGUGAUUCUGGAACGAUUCCUAUCGAUCUAUCCGAUGACGAGAGCAAACGGCGUUUGAUUAACAGGUUGCUGUACAGGAGCAAGCAGAGAGGAUACCUGGAAUUGGAUUUGGUACUUGGGAGAUGGGUAGAGGAGCACAUUCAUUCCAUGGACGAAAACGGGAUCCAAGCGCUUGUGAACGUCCUUGAUCUGGAAAAUCCUGAUUUGUGGAAGUGGUUAACUGGGCAGGAGCAACCCCCAGAUGCAGUGGGCCAAAACCCGGUGUUCUGUGAGCUGCGUGAUAAGAUCAUGAACAACCUCAACAGCCACGCGUCUCCUGAAACUAGGGCACUUCCUGGGCAGCCAUGGGUACGAGGAUGGGAUGACAUUAAGAAGAAUCCUGGUGCUCCUAUUGCGGGGAACCAGUAGCUCGUGGGACGGGAUACGGUGACAACCCCUAAGGGGUUGUCAUCAGAUUCACAACCAAGGAUAUUUUGGGUAUGAAAAAAAGGAAUAUAUUAAUUACCUCUUUUGUAUUAAUUAUAUUGGAAAUUAAAAACCCAUAUUAAAUACAAUUUUUUUUUAAAUUUAAAUCCUAUACAUUAAUAUCUCUAUCUAUCUCUCUCUCUCUUCCUUUCUCCAGCGGCCACUCCGCAUCGACCGACAAACUUUUUCUCCGGCGAAUUCUCUCCGGCAGACUCCCUCCGGCAACCUGAAAAAAUGUACCAAUGUGUUAAAAAGUGUACCAAUCUAUUAGUCUACUGGUAAUUAAUAUACCAGUGCUAGUGGUACGCUACCAGUACGUUAAAAAAUGUACUAGUACUAGCGGUACCAAUAAAAAAUGUACCAGUACUAGUGGUACGCUACCAGUAGAGAAUAACACAACGCUACUAGCACUGGUAUUGGUACUAGUGAGUAGUGGUAGUGUACCAAUAGCGCUACCAAUAGCACUACCAGUUGUAUUGGUACCAAUAGCGCUACCAGUGGUAUUGGUAGCGGUACCAGUAGAGAAUAAAAAAAAAACAGAAAAAUAAAAAGCACUCACAAGGAGGAGAAAAUUACGAAUCCAAACACGAACAUAGAAAGAAAAAAAAUUCCCCUCCUGGAAUCCGAUUCCUCGCUAGGAAAGAAAGCACACAAACCAGAACAAACGCACACAAAAGCAAAAUUGACCUCCAGAAUCCAUAUCGUUCUCACCCAAGCCAAACACAAUGCGGCAAAGAAGCAGACCGAGAGUAAAGUUACCGGAGCGGGAGAGAUCGAGAUCUGCGCCGGCGGCGAGCGGGGGAACUCGGGAAGAGCGGGGUUGGCGAUCAGAUCUAGAAACGCGAGGAAGAAUGAUGAUCGAAUGCAAAAACCUAGAGGAAUAGCUUGGAUUUGCGGACGGAAAUCACAGAAAUCAAAGCAAAGCAAAAGAGAAGAAGAGGCAGAGCGGGGGCGCUAAAAGGCAAAUGUGUGCAUUUGGUUUUGGUUUUGCUGGAUGUGUUGCGCAGAAACAGCCAGAAAGGAAGGAACUGCGGUGGUGGGAGGGUUGUGGCGGCGGAGAGUGGGGAGGAGAGACGGUAAUGUCUACGGGAGAGAGGGAGGAUGGAGGAGUUAGGGUUUUUGUUCUUUUUAUAUGGUAGGGUGAAUGAUUGGGUGUGGUAAGUUUUUAUUCUUCCAAAAAUAUCCUUCCUUUAAUCUUAACCGUUAAUUUAAAAAAAGAAGAAAGAAACAGGAGAGAGAGCGUAUCCAAGGGCUAUGAAGUGGGUUGUGAAUCUGACAACCCCCUUAGGGGUUGUCACCGUAUCCCAUCCCGUAGCUCGUUUGUGUCAGAUAACUCUCAGUUUGCGGCAUAAAGCCUCUUAAUCAGUAAUAAAGGUCACUGCCGGAAAAUUGCAUUGGCCGGCGAGUACGCUAGUGUGGCUUCCAUCCUUAUUUCCAAGGCAUUUAAUCAAAGCCCACAUCAGAAAAAUCCCGAUUCAAAUCUCAUUAGGCUGCCAGGAAACAGGACCCAAAUCCUGAGCCAAUUGAAGCAAGCGGAGCACAUCCAAGAUCGCCUGUUGAAAUUUCUGGGUUUGUAAAUGGAGAGGCAAGAAAAGCAUUGGGAGUUUUGUAUCUGCUUGUAAGGCCAAGAAUGGAAGCAAUUGAAGCUAUUUCUGGGUUCACAAGAAUUAGGGAUUCAAAAGGGGGAGUUGCCGUUGCCGUCGUUGAGAUGGAAGGGAUAAUAAGAAAAGAAUUAUACAGGUAGUUAAAUAAUCUAAGCUUGCUUUUUUUUUUUUUUUAAUUUUGGCUAGAAAAACUAAACUAAUAAACAUGGGUAAUCUGGCCAUUUUAACUUGUUAAACGGUCAGUUGACAGAAGUGCACGUUGUUACUAUUCUUAUUUGUACAAAUGCUACUUCGAACUUGGAACGAGUAUGAAGAAAUUGUGAUGAAGAAAUUAUGAUACUGCUUUACCUUUUGAGUUGUUUUGUCGGAUCGGUUGCUCAAGACCUUUGGUCUCUACCCAGACCCAAUGAAAAAAAUGGGAUCACUUAUUAUGAGCUUGUUGAGAAUGAUUCUGAUCUAGUUCAUGGCCUAUUAGAACUAGAAGGCGCUCUGGUGGGAUCCUCACGGAUAGAAAAAGAUUGCAGUAAGUUUGAUAAUGAUCGAGAAAGGAUAUGUUUGUGCAAAUUAACAAUAGAAGGAUAUGUUUGUUAAUUUUCAAUAGUAAAGGGAUAUAAAAUGCUAUUAAUGUCAAAGAUCAGAGUUGACCGCCACCUAGGACAAAUUUAAGGAAGAUGGACGGCGAGUGACCAUUGGUGAAACAAAAGUGUAAUGUCACUGACCAAUAAGAAAGGAAAAUUUUUCUGAGUGACAAACAUGCAAUAAAUUAGUAAUCUCAGUGACCAAACUUGAAAUUCACCCAUAUAUAUAUAAAUAUUGUAAGUAACCGUUCGGUGCACUCACUUUUUUUGGUACAUUCAGUGCACUCGUUUCAUAACCGUCAUUUUAAAAUGCGAAUUAUGUCAAAAUAAGGUCAAUCAUCACAUAUGAUGUGAUGAACAAUAACGCACAUGAAUUUGCACAAAAAUCAUUAAAGAUUUACUUUAAUUUGAAGGAUUUAUAGUAUAGAGAUUUAGGGUUAGGGUUUAAAAUUUGGAGUUUAGGGAUAGAACUCAAAAUUAGAGGUCUUGUGCUUAGGGUAAUCGGCUAAUUAGUUGUUAUCAUGUGUUAUAUCAUCAUAUUACACUAAUUCUACAAAUUAAAAUUCAAAAUCCAGCACCUUAAAACUAGUUUUUGAGUUGGGUACGUUGAACGCACUCAUUUUUGUGAGUGCACCGAAGUAGUCACCAUAUACAUAAAUGGAUACGACUCGUAUGCUCCUGACACAUACGAUGCACCAUACCUUUACAUCAUUGAUAUAAUCUAACGGUCAUUAUAAAUAAUAAUAAUAAUAAUAAUUACUACUUGCCCCCUUAAAUAAUUAUACAUGUGAUAGUGUCCUCCAACAAUAUUUGUCACUAGCAAUACGUAAUUUCAUUUAGUGAUAUUUCAAGCCCCCAAAAUUUGUAUAAUUAAAGAAAAACAACAGCCAUCAAAAUGUAUUCCAUUACCAAACGCCAGUUUGUUCUUCUUUAGUUUCUCUUUCAUUAUAGAAUUCCAAAUAAAAAGGUGCAGAAGGCGACAAUUUGUAUGAAUAUCCAAUCCAUUGAAUCCUUUUUUCUCCCUUACACAUUUUAACAACAUCAUCAUCAGCAAACCAGAAAAUCCUUUUCAAUUCUAAUCAUCAUCAAGCCGUAAAUAUUUCCCCCCAAUUUCACCAUCAUGGCAUCAUCAGAACCCUUCCCAACCUGUCGGCCCAUCGUCGAUCAACUUAAUUGACGACGAUCCACCGCCGUAUCCGGAGUGAAAAAGUCGAUAUGGUUGUUUUGUUUUCUGAGCGAGCUUGAAGGACCGAGGGAAAUUUGUCGAAUCGAGAUCUCGUUCAUGGGAUAAGGAAUUGGAAAGAGUUUAUAAUUGUUGGCAAAAUCGAUUGUGAUGCGCUCGUCAUCGACGGAGAGCCCAAUAGCUUGCGGGUCGCCAUCAAGCCAGCGUACCUCAGUCUCAAAACCACAUGCAUCGGAACUACCGGGCCCUGAGGCCUCAGCGCCUGGAUUAACUCUUGCUCGAGCUUUCAAUUUGGUGAUUUUCAGUCACUCCAUUCAGCCGCGAGCAUAAAAAAGAACAGAAAUCAUCGAGUUCUUGCCCAUAAGGGAAAGAUGGAAGACGGAGGAAAUCAACUUAUCGGUGAUGGGGCCACUGUAGGAGGGUUUUGAUGAUGGUGAUCUGUGAGAAUGGUUUAGGGUUCGUUAAAAUGACGAUGACCUGGCUGUUCAAAUGGCCACAAAUGACUUCGGGAAGGAAAAAAAGGCGUACCAGACCUCCAUAAGGGAUUGUCCUUUAAUUUGGAGAAAGAUUAUCUAUAGGAAACUAGGUGAGAAAGAAAUACAUAAACAAAUUUAGAUGAAUAAAAACAAUCAAACAUACAAAAUUUAGGUAGGUAAAUCUAUAUAUGGAAGAAACAAGGUAGUUUAAAACAAAAAGUAAUAAGAAAAAUUGUUAGAGGACUACAUUCUACGCAUAAUGGAUGUAGUAAGUAAUUAUUAUUGACAAUUAAUAAUUAAUUUCAUUAGAAAUAAUCAUGCGCGUUAGAUUAGAUCAACGGUGUAGAUAAUCUGGCGCAUGCUAUGUGUCAGGAGCAGACGAGUGUAACUCAUACGAGUGUAACCCAUAUAUCUAUAUGGUGGCAUUUUCAGUGCACUCACUUUUUUGGGUGCAUUCAGUGCACUCGCUUCAUAACCGUCAUUUUAAACAUGUGAUUUAUGUCAAAAUAAUGCAAUCGUCACUUAUGAUGUGAUGUACAAUAACACAUGAAUUUGCAUAAAAACCAUUAAAAAUUUACUUUAAUUUGAAGGAUUUAGAGUUUAGAGAUUUAGGGUUAGGGUUUACAGUUUGGGGUUUAGAGAUAAAAACUCAAAAUUGGAGGUCUAUGGCUUAGGGUAAUCCGCUAAUUAGUUGUUAUCAUAUGUUAUAUCAUCAUAUUACACUAAUUCUACAAAUUAAAAUUCAAAAUCCGACACCUUAAGACUAGUUUUUGAGUUGGGUGCAUUGAACGCACUCAUUUUUGUGAUUGCACCGAAGUAGUCACCAUAUAUAUAUAUAUAUAUAUAUAUAUAUAUAUAUAUAUAUAUAUAUAUAUAUAUAUAUAUAUAUAUUCAUUUGUAUACAUUCAUUUGAAGUUAAUGGUUAUCCAUAUUUUUCAUACUUUAUUAAACCGGCAUUUAUCGUUACAAAUCGGUUGUAUCAUCCGAUCGAACCAUACCAUUUUCUAAACCGACGUAAUCAGUAAAGGAAGCCUUAGCAAUAAUAAUCAGAAUUAAGAAUCUUUACAAAUCGAAAAAAAUUAAGGCUACUUUUUUGUCUUCUUAAGAUGGCCACGCGGCAUGUAUUCCUAUUUAAUCACAAACAAAAAAAGAUCUCGUUUCAUAUACAAAGAGCAUCAAUGCGUGGUAAUUGGUAUGCACCCACUAAGUUGUAGACUUUUCCAAAUUCACAUUUAACUAAGGAAACAGGUAAAGGUUUGUGUUUUGAGUUUAAUAUUGAGAGGGAGGAUAAGCAUCGUGAAUGACACCUGUCCACAAGUAGUAAAGGUGUAAAGAGGAGAAUAAUUGGUGAAGGACCGAACCAUCUUUUUUCAAUAUCAUUGGAGGUUGUGUCAUGCGUCUACUUUCAGCGCCCUUUGCUGAUUUGUUCUGUUUUUUCUUUUGGCUUUGCUAUACGUGUAAAUUCCUCACCCCACCCUAAACUAAUGAUUAAUAAAAGAGUCAAUUAUCUAAUGUGGGAGCUAGGCUACUUGUGUUUAUUCUCGAUCUCGAUGGUCAAUAUAUACAACAGCUCUGUGGCUGUCAAACCCUCCAUCCAUAUCUCGGCAUCCACUUGCUUUCUCUGCUUUGCCAUGAAGAAGAAGAAGAAGAAGAAAAUGCAGUCUUCCUAGCUAGAGAGGCUGCAAGACGACGACGAUGAAAAGGCAAGUCACAGAGGCAAAGGGAAGGCCAAGCCUUUCUUCCAGGGUCCUUUUUUUUUCUUCUUCUUCUUCUUUUCCUAUGUAACGUAGGAGUACUUGUUGUUGUUUUAAUUGCUGCAAGCUUUCCCUCUUGAAUGCUGUUGGUCCUGGUCUGUUUCUUGAUUAUUAGUUUGGAGUCUUUCGUGAAGAAAACCGCCCCAAUUGGUUUCUGGUUUCAAGCAAUUAAGUAUCGCUGUUUUGUUUUGGGGAGGAAGUGAACAAGAAAAAGAAAAACCAAGUUUAAGUUGCUUUGUGUCGUUGUCUGGAAAGGGCCAUAUUAGCUUCUGUCUUGUUUUAGAACAUUAAUUAUCAGCAGUAUUGGUUGUGUUCCGUUUUCUGCGGCCGAUCUGGUGCACGUACGUACACGAGUCAUGUCUCCAAUCAAGCCAGAGUUGAUUU
Linum trigynum is the source of this 7227-nucleotide messenger RNA. NCBI's taxonomy places the organism in Eukaryota, Viridiplantae, Streptophyta, Magnoliopsida, Malpighiales, Linaceae. The record is from the annotation of a GenBank genome assembly.